Molecule: messenger RNA, 823 nt
Organism: Sus scrofa (pig)
Lineage: Eukaryota; Metazoa; Chordata; Mammalia; Artiodactyla; Suidae
Gene: FXN
Product: frataxin
Biological process (GO): intracellular iron ion homeostasis; iron incorporation into metallo-sulfur cluster
Cellular component (GO): mitochondrion
Molecular function (GO): ferroxidase activity; ferrous iron binding; iron chaperone activity
Source: RefSeq, a predicted model, not a curated record
CCCGAGCAGGAGGGCGGAGCGGCUGCAGAUCGCGAGGGACAUGUGGACGCUCGGACGCCGAGCGGCUGCCGGCUUCCUUCCCCGCUCCGGGCCCCGAGGCUCUGCCCAGGCCCGCGCCGGGGCUCCGCGGCCGACGAAAGAUCCCCAGCCUUAUGGCUGCCGGGGUCUGCGCACCGGGACCGCCGCGGCCCGCGCACGCAACCAGUCGAGUGUGAGCCUCCGCUGCCUCAACCAGAUUCUGAAUGUCAAAAAGCAGAGCAUCUGUUUGAUGAAUUUGAGGACAACAGGAACUUUGGGCAAUGCUGGCUCUCUGGAUGAUACCACCUAUGAAAGGCUGGCCGAGGAGACGCUGGACUCCUUAGCAGAGUUUUUUGAAGACCUUGCAGACAAACCUUUCACAUUUGAAGACUAUGAUGUCUCCUUUGGGAGUGGCGUUUUAACCAUUAAACUGGGUGGAGAUCUAGGAACCUACGUGAUCAACAAGCAGACCCCAAACAAGCAAAUCUGGUUAUCUUCACCAUCCAGUGGCCCCAAGCGCUACGACUGGACGGAGAACUGGGUGUACUCCCACGACGGUGUGUCCCUCCACGAGCUGCUGGAGGAGCUGACGACGGCCUUAAAAACCAAACUGGACUUAUCUUCUCUGGCCUACUCUGGGAAAGGCACUUGCUGCCCAGCCUAGUGCUAAAGACAUUAAAAGCUCUACAGCCAAGACCCCAGCUUUGGCCUUCAGCCGAAUGGCUAGUUUUUUCCAUUCUUGCCUUUGAGGACAGUUAUAUUGUGUGUAGCUGCUCUGUGAAAAGACUGUGUCGCCUCUCGCCCU